AUGGACAAGAGUGAAUUAAUUAAACAAAUAAGAAAAGAGUUGAUACAAGAUUUAAAGAUUUCAGCUAAAGAGCCUUCUUCUUUUGUUGUUUUGGAUGAAGAGGAUGUGAUUCUACCUCCUCCACCUCUAAUGGUUGAAUUGAAAGAAGAGGAUGAGGAAGUUAUUUUACCUUCUCCUCCUCCUCCACCUCUUGUUCAAUCAUCACCAGAGGAGGAAGAACAAGUGGAACAACAAUCAGAAUCAUAUAAUUGGAGUACCAAUGAAUUUGAUUGUCAAACACCAGAGUACUAUUCUUUUCAUCAUCCACACAACCCUACAGACUCUUAUGAAGAUCAAGAGUACUUUAAAAGUUAUUCCAGAGUGAGUAUUCAUAAUGAAAUGGUAAUGGAUAAAAGAAGAACAGCAGCUUAUUAUCAUGCAAUUAUGGGUAGUAAAGAGUUAUUUAAAGACAAGGUAGUUAUGGAUAUUGGAUGUGGAACGGGGAUACUUAGUUGUUUCUGUGCAAUAGCAGGAGCUAAAAAAGUGUAUGCUGUAGAGGCUAGUGAUAUGGCAUUCAACGCUGAAUUGAUUGUUAAUCGAAACAAUCUUCAAGAUGUUGUCACCAUUGUAAAGGGUAAACUUGAGCAUACUACAUUCCCCGAGUUUGUCGAUAUCAUAGUGUCAGAGUGGAUGGGUGCUUUCUUGAUCUUUGAAAGUAUGUUGGAAUCUGUUAUCUAUGCUAGAGAUCAUUUACUUAAGCCUGGAGGUACACUAUUCCCAUCAAAAGCUUGUUUAUAUCUUGCUCCCAUUAGAGUUGACUCUUUUAUGAAUGAAAAGAUUCAUUGUUGGGAUAAUGUUUUUGGUUUAGAUAUGUCUCCUUUGAUACCAUUUGCACAACAAGAAAUAUUACCAAAAUCAAUUAGAGAUUAUUAUAUUGAAGAUCCAAAAUCAUCUAUUCUAGAUACUCCACAAAUAUUUAGAUAUUUGGAUCUUCAAACUAUUACUAUUCAAGAUUUGUCUAAAACAGUAUUAAACUUUGAAUUUAAUCUACCAAAUGGUCAUUUCCAUGGGUUUGGUACAUGGUUUUCAGUUUGGUUUGAAGGACUUGAUAAUAAUUAUAAAGUGCCUUCUUCUGUAAAUGAAGGAGAUGAUUCAUCUGAUGAAUUGGUAUCAUAUGGAAUAGAUAUCAAUGGAGAGAUUGUUGAAAAGAAAGAACAAUGUAAAAGGUCACCUCUACCAUUUAAACAAACUAAAAAUACUUUGGAACUAAGUACAGCUCCAGGCGAUGGAAGCACUCAUUGGAAACAUAUCCUAUUUCUAUUUGAACAUUCUAAAGAUAUCGUAUCUAAUCAAAUAAUACAAGAUCUUGAAAAGGAAAAGGAAAAGGAAAAGAAACAACCAAGUGUAAAAGGAACUAUGAGAGUUACUCAACACUCUACUUAUCGUAGACAUUGGUGGGUUGAGUUUAGUUCAACUGUUUCAUGUCAUCCAAAAAUCAAUUCCUAUCAAACCUAUUUAAUUUAA
Cavenderia fasciculata is the source of this 1503-nucleotide messenger RNA. It is a transcript of the gene prmt2, whose product is annotated as protein arginine methyltransferase. Gene Ontology annotation, molecular function: protein-arginine N-methyltransferase activity. The record is from RefSeq and is a predicted model, not a curated record. The coding region runs from base 1 to 1503 and encodes 500 amino acids. Lineage: Eukaryota; Evosea; Eumycetozoa; Acytosteliales; Cavenderiaceae. Gene Ontology annotation, biological process: peptidyl-arginine methylation. The transcript has 4 exons.